Messenger RNA from Fundulus heteroclitus (mummichog), 439 nucleotides. Its product is annotated as acyl-CoA-binding protein. NCBI's taxonomy places the organism in Eukaryota, Metazoa, Chordata, Actinopteri, Cyprinodontiformes, Fundulidae. The transcript is spliced from 4 exons. The record is from RefSeq and is a predicted model, not a curated record. Bases 139 to 399 code for a protein of 86 amino acids. Gene Ontology annotation, biological process: fatty acid metabolic process. Gene Ontology annotation, molecular function: fatty-acyl-CoA binding.
GCUUGUAGUGAUCAGGCCACUCAGGAGAUCCCUCCCACUCGGACCCAGCUAAUCUGACGCGUGACAGGAUCGCAGGACGAAUUGGGCAAGAGCGCAUUGAGUCGGCGGUUCGAGGAGCAGCAGCUUGUCCCUGUCACCAUGGCUGAGAAUUUUGAGAAAGCAGCAGAGGAGGUGAAGGUCCUGAAACAAAAACCAGACACGGCAGAGAUGACGGACCUUUAUGGUUUAUACAAACAAGCCAAGGAGGGGGACGUGAAAACGCAACGUCCAGGGAUGCUGGAUUUUGCAGGAAAAACAAAAUGGGACGCAUGGAACGCAAAGAAAGGUCUGUCCCAAGACGAAGCAAAGGCAGCUUAUGUUGAGUUGGUGGAGAAGCUAAAAGUGAAAUAUGGAAUCUAGAGGCUUCAAGAGACGCAACAAUAAACAAAUACAAACAAAA